CUGGAUAAUUUAUUUCUAUCGGAUAAAAAAAAAAACCAAAAUGGCGCUACAAAUCCAUUCUUCGUGUACCUUGGCCUCGAGACCUUAUCAUCUUCAUCGUCUCUUCAGUACCAGAAACCCUAAUUUCGCAAUCAAAUCUCAAAAUCCCCAAAUCGAAACGGAGGAUCCAGCUCAACCGAAGAAUUCUUCAAGCUCUUCCGGCGUAGGAUUCGGUUCUGCGGCUAAGAAACUGAGUGCGGCGGAUACAUCAGGGAAUAAGAAAGGGAAAGGGAAGAGAGUGGUGAAUCGGCGUGCACCGGUGGAGAAACCGGUGUUUAUGAGCGAAGAAGGAGCGGCGAAAGCAGAAGAGCAGAGACAGAACGAGAACGCGUUUCUUCUUACUUGGCUUGGGCUUGGUAUCGUCAUCCUUAUCGAAGGACUCACACUAGCCGCUUCAGGCUUCCUCCCUGAAGAAUUGGAUAAGUUUUUUGUGAAGUAUGUGUAUCCAGUGUUCACUCCAUCGGUUGUAUUAUUUGUGGCUGGGACAACUGCAUAUGGAGUUCUUAAGUACAUACAGAAUGAGAAAAUGAAGGGUCAAGAGUGAUACUAUACAAAUAUUCGAGCUAGACCAUAUGAAUAGAGAGAGAGAUUGGUUUCAAAACCUGUGUGUUGCAAGUGGAGUGGAUACUCUUAAGGAUGGUUUCACUUUGGUUAUGCGAUCCAAAAAGAAGAGUUUGUGUAUUGAGAUCUGACCUUAGUCGUUAUAUAUGCAGAGAGUUGGUUAUGUAAAAUGAAAAUCAGUUUGAUGUUAUUCAGGUGCCAUUUUCAUUUUAA
Camelina sativa (false flax) is the source of this 813-nucleotide messenger RNA. RefSeq names its product protein LPA2. Lineage: Eukaryota; Viridiplantae; Streptophyta; Magnoliopsida; Brassicales; Brassicaceae. The record is from RefSeq and is a predicted model, not a curated record. Gene Ontology annotation, cellular component: chloroplast.